Messenger RNA from Anisakis simplex (herring worm), 495 nucleotides. The record is from the annotation of a GenBank genome assembly. Lineage: Eukaryota; Metazoa; Nematoda; Chromadorea; Rhabditida; Anisakidae.
AUGGUAUUAUCCUCAAUGCUUUUGCGUCAUUUAUCAAGGAGUGCCUUUCGGAAGCAGACGGAAAUUUUUGAGCGCCCUCACGAUCGUGCUCAUCGCUCUCAAGGUGCAGCAGCAGCUUCAAUAAAUUUCUAUGAAAAUCGACGGCGUGGCUAUCAUCCACUAUCGACGAGAAGUUUCUCGCAAAGUCACUGCGAAACGAGGAUUCCAUCUCCGGAUGGUCCGGAAGAUCAGCGGCAAGCACUGCCGUCAAUGGGCACCGAUCAAGAUCGUCAUCUGAGUGAUCCGCAUGAUGUGGUGGCCAACAAGGACACCAAUAAUAAUAACGAUAGUAAUUUAUCGUCGCCAUCGUCGUCGUCACAAUCUUCCUCCAUACAGUUAACCGAAUGUCGUGUUGUACUGGUGGGUGACUAUAAGAGUGGUGUGAGCACACUGCGCAGUGAAUUCAUUCGAAUGAAUGACUCAAGAAGCCCUAAAGCAGAGUCCGAUUUUGAGGUA